Messenger RNA from Danio aesculapii, 4611 nucleotides. RefSeq names its product leucine-rich repeat flightless-interacting protein 2. NCBI's taxonomy places the organism in Eukaryota, Metazoa, Chordata, Actinopteri, Cypriniformes, Danionidae. The record is from RefSeq and is a predicted model, not a curated record. The transcript has 6 exons. Bases 121 to 819 code for a protein of 232 amino acids.
CAUAAGACUCUGUUAAGCUCCGCCCACCGGAGAACCACCCUCUGUUUGUCUGCUCCGGUAGCGGAACAUCGACGCUGAAGACGCGGAUCGGUGUCGGUUUUCGGUCGGUUCGGGAUCACCAUGCAGACCGGGCAGCUAGAGAAAAGCGGCUCGCUGAGGAAACGCACUCUGUCCCGGGGAAUGAGCGAGGAUGAGUCCCUCCGACACAUCAUCAGAGAGGCAGAAGAGUCAGGCAGACACCUGUCCCGCAGCGACAGCAGAUACGGCUCUCUAAAACGAGGACAAACCUGCGAGAGCCUGAGUGAAGACGACGUGCUUUCUGAAACCAUAGAGCUGGAGGAGCUGCGGGCUCUGGCACUGCAGCAGGAGGCUCUGCUCUUCCAGGUCGACUGUCUUCAAGAUGCUCUGGAGGGAACCGAGGAGAUGCUGGCGGAGGCGCAGAGAGAGACACAGCGCAGCACCGCGGAGCUGGAGCGUGAGAGAGCUGUGCGGCGGAGGCUGGAGCUGGAGCUGAUCUCAUUACAGCAGGAGCUGGAGAGGCUGCGAGAGGAGCGCAGCGCUGAGCAGCUCCAGAAACCCUCGAGCCCAGUGUGGCUCCAGGCAGCUCCGGAGGGCUCAUCAGUGGACCGGGACGAGCCUCUGAACAGCAGCCGCUCGGUGCUGGACGGAGAUCCUGAUAAUGAGGAGAGCAGCGGGUACGAGGACGCACCGUCAGAGUUUACUGCCACUCCAGACAGAGACCCGCUGGACACUGAAGAAGACCCGGAGAAUAACCCGAGCAGCGGCCCCAAUCCCGGAGACUCCUGCGCUCUCUGCUGAAUCACACACAGUCCACUCGCUGUCUGGAACUACUGUCUGCUCACAUCACUUCAUACUGUUCACACGGCUGCUCACUGGGAUUAGAGCUGUAGUAUACAGUCUAUAGUUAAACUGCUGACCAACAUCUGCCCCUGUACCAGCCCCUAACCCUGCCCAUACCACUGAACCGGCCCAAACCCUAACCAACCCUUACAGCUGGCAUGAAACAGGGUAAACAUGUUCAGUUUCCUCUAUUGUGGCAUAAAUCCAUUAGAAUUGGUCCUGAAAUGAGAAAACAAUGUAUGGCGGUUUACAAUAUCCUCCUUUGGGAAUCGAUUGGGUCAUUGGAAGAUGGCAUAGUCCCCCCAAAUGCCUGAUAACCCCACCCUAAAUUACUGAUAGCCCUGCCCCAAAUGCCAGAUAGCCAUGCCCUAAAUUACUACAUAGCCCCUCCCUAAAUGCAUAAUAACCCCACCCUAAAUUACUGAUAGCCCUGCCCUAAAUGCCUGAUAGCCACGCCCUAAAUUACACAUAGCCCCUCCCUAAAUGCAUAUUAACUCCACCCUAAAUUACUGAUAGCCAUGCCCUGAAUGCCUCAUAGCUCCUCCCUAAAAGACUGACAGCUCCUCCCUGAAGGUAUUCCAUGUGACCAAAAGGGAAGAAAGUCAUCUGGAGGGCAGGGAAGCUUCCUGUAUUUGAUUAAAGAUUCUGAGGGAAAUGUAUUUUUACAUAUUAAUGAAGUGCACAGACACGUCGUUUAUAUCAAGCGCUUCACAUGAAGAAAUAGAGUCAAUAUUGAUUUCAUUCUGACUUUAAAACUACCCGCGCUUCUGAACAGUUCCUCCAGGAUUUUAACAAGAUUUAUAAGAUUUAUGAGAUCUUUAAAUCUUUAAGCUAAUGAUGCCACACAUUCUGUUAUUCUAGACUACAAUUAUCAAAGAAAACGUCCCAGCACAAUCCUGGAGGGACCGACUAAACCUGACGCUAACCUGAACCAGCUCUAACAUCUGCUCAUAACACUAAACCGGUCCCAGACCCUGACCAACCCUUAAGACCCGCUCACACCAGACGCGAUCACUGUAACUAUAAUGAUAAAUAGAUUUACAUCCACACUGACCCGUGAUCAAUAUUUUUAUUUGAUGUUUGGUAUUCUGCAUUACCUCGUCAUGACCAGCAGAUGUCCUCAGCGCAUCUGACCACUGAAUCUUUAUUUCUGAAUGAAUGAAUCUAAUCAAAUGAGUUCAGUGAUUGUAGUCAGUGCAAGUGGAGGGAAAAACAACCAACUAUUAACCCAACACUGGAGACCUGAAGUACUUUAGGCUGUAUUUACACUGCAUGUUCAAGUGACCCAAUUCCGAUUCUCCCAGGUGGCACAGAUCGGACUCGGUCCAUGUACUUAUAAGCAGGAAAAAAGCACAUGGAUUUCGAUUUACUCAAAUCAGAUUCAGGCCUUGUUCACAUGUGGAAAUUUAUGAUCUGUGUUCUCGUGUCCGCAGUGUGAGCAGGUAGAUCAGAUUUUCACCUGUCAGUGCGAGUCGCGCAUCAUUAAAAACCACAGCCAAUGAUGUAAACCCUGACACUUUCAUUUCAGAACAGACUUCAGCAGAGUCCCAAGCCUUAAGUCUCAUACAGGAGGGCUAAAAAAGCUUUAUAUUGUCGUGUAGCACAGGAAUCUAAGCAUGUUAAUGAGAGAGAGAGAGAGAGAGAGCGCAACAUCCGCCAUGCAACCAAUAUAAACCAAAUCUGUUCAUACUGUACAUCACGUGCAGAAAUCACACCAUGGCAAUAACUUUAAGAUGCCUAUACUGGUUUAGAAAAGCCUCGAUUAAAAGAAGAUGGCCUAAUGAGAACUUUUCUGCCAUAAACAAUAGUAAAGCAACUGGUCGAAAAGAAUAAAAAAUAAUUAAGAUUAUAAACAGGAAUAGAGUAUUGAGCGCUCUUUAAUUAUCAGCUGUCAGUCAGCGCCCGCUCUUUUUCCCCUAGUCAUUGUGUCUGCCGUGUGCUGUGUAAAUGCAGUCAAUUGGAUUCAAGUCAUGUUCAGAGGGAUAAAAAAAGAGAUAUAGUCACGACAUCGGAUUUGACCAUCAAGAUCUGCAGUGUAACUGCAGCCUUAUAUUCACUAGCCUGAUUUACAGAACACCCGUGAAUAUUGUCAUUAUUUCCCAUGAUCAGUCAUUAUCUUUAAAUAAUCUGAUAAGAGGACAAAACAUCGAGCAGAGCUUCUCCACGGUGUCGUCUGUAGCUUUAAACAGCGAGAGCCUUUUAUAUUUCAGUGGAUUCUGAUUGGCUGUUGGGGUUUUAUAGUCUAUUUCUCCACAUCUCCAUGAUGAUAUAGUUAUAGUCUGAUCUCUGCUGUUAUUUUACAUUCAGAACCAUUUUUACUCCGUCGUUAUAUUCCUAGUUAUGGUGAGAGCCGGCCUUUAGAGCUACAGCACCAGAUGAUUAUUACUACAAAGUGAGCAUCAGUGUGCUGCUGUCCUCUAAACCCUAACUCUACAGCUGUACAGUAAGGUCAUCGUGCUGAAUCAUUCGUCUCUUUACUGCACACACUGGGUGCAGACGCCUGAUGUACAGCGGGACCAGAACUUCUGUUAAUGAGUUAAUCAGCUUUACUGGAGGAGGAGAAAUCUGCACUGUUUCUGCUGUUUAUUCCAUCUGUUUUAUUAUUAUUAUUAUUAUUAUUAUUAUUAUUAUUAUUAUUAUUAUUAUUAUUAGUGUUUGUUACAGGGAUGUCCCACAUCUUAUUCAACACGAGCUGUUACAUAUGUUCAGGACUUUAACUAUGAGUGUGAAUCUCUGAGGGACCAACACACGUACAGUAGAGCAGUGUUUCUCUGCUGUGCCAGUAGAAUAUCUCAUCUCAUUUCUCGUUUUAAAUCAUCGUUCACACUCACCCUCACUGGAUAUGUGUAGUAAGUGCUUAUGAAUGGACAUUUCACACUGGAAGAUGUAAAGCAUCUGAUUCCUCCACACUUUUGCACAGUUUAUACAAGAUGUUCAUGUUGUAUGACUACGAUAAUGUAGGAGAUGUUUUAUAUUGCUGUUUUUUACAUUCAGGAGCCCUGUUAGAGCUAAUAAUCUCACGCUUUAGAUUUUGUAGAAGAAAUCAAUCAAUCAAUCAAUAAAUCAAUCAAUCAAUCAAUCAGCUACUACAAGACAAAUCCUUAGAAUGGGAAGGCUUUAAACACUGAUUUCUGAUUUGUCAAAUAUGACAGUAAUCAACGUUCAGACCUCCGGGAUUUCACAAUCCUACAAUUGCUGAAUUCAACACAAAAUCUAGCAAAUGUCCCACCAUUUCUGUCAAUUUCUACAGAUUUCCUGCAUAUUUUGGGCCGUCAGGACACGGUUCCCAUUUCAGUCUCGCCACCACACAGCAUCUGCAUAGUGUUAAUAUACAUCUGAAGAAAAGCUUUAUUAUUUACUGCAAAUUUCUUAAAAACUCACCACUAAACCAGUGACUUUAGAUCAGAAUAAUUGUCCUGGAGGGACUGACUGCUACUGUUAAUGAUGAAAGCAUCGAGCGUCUUCAGUUCUCAGGUGAAACACUUCAGCUUUUGUAUUUUCUGGUUUUGUCUCUGAUCGCCGGCUGAUUGUGGAUCAGUUAUCCUGAAGGGGAGGAUACGGUCUGUAGUGUUCGCAGGGGAUGAUGGGAAAGUUCUGAUAUGUGUUAAGUAAACUUCUAUGUGUCUGACAUGAUUAUUAGGUGUAUUAAUUGAUGGCAGCAGAUUGUGACGUCAGAGCUCUUGAUUUGUAUGAUCCUCUUCUGUUUAUAUGCAGGAAUGUCUGAACUAUUAAAUCCAUGGCAUUACAGUG